AUGGACCUGUAUCAAGAAGAAAUAUACAAUAGAGCAAAUAUAAAUGUGAGCGUUAUCGUUCAUGAUAAUAUAAAAGAUGUUAUAAUAAAAAAUCUUGAGAAUAAUAUGACCGAUAAGAAUAUAAUAAUAAAUAAUUAUAAUUAUAAUGAUAUUAUCAAAAUUAAUAAUAUACAAAAUGAUAAUAUUAAAGAUGAGGAAAAAGGAAUAUUAUCCUUGUGGUUAAAAAAAAUAAAAGUAGUAUCAUCUGUUAUAAUUUUAUGUGUUGACUGGCAACAUAUAUAUAGUCAACAUAAGAUACAGUCUAAUUCAAAAGAUACUAUUGAAAGUGAAAAUAAGAAUAACGAAAGGAGAGGUAGUAGUUAUUAUAUUGAUAAGGAAGGUAUUAUAAAUGAAGGGAUAUACAAUAUGGGUGAUAUGAAUUGUUAUGAUAAUAUAAAUAAUUAUAUUACCCCCAAUAGUUUUAAUAAUGUAGAUAAUUAUAAUAUCCCCAAUAAUUUUAAUAAUGUAGAUAAUUAUAAUAACCCCAAUAGCUUUAAUAAUAUUGAUAAUUAUAAUAACCCCAAUAGCUUUAAUAAUAUUGAUAAUUAUAGUAACCCGAAUAGCUUUAAUAAUAUGAAUAAUUCAUGUGAGGAUCUUAAUAUGGAUGAUAAUAAAUUAUGUUAUGUGCAAAAUGAAGAAUACAUGAAUAAAAUAAACAAAGAAUUAUUAAAUCGAAUUGAAGAAAUUAAUAAAAUAAUAUUGAAAAGGAAAAAGGUUUGUAAGAUAAUUUUAUUAGUUAUAUUACCAGAGAAUACAAAAAAUACAGAAGAUUAUAUUAAACAUAUAAGUAUGUUGAAUUGUGAGAAUAUUAGUGCUAUAUUUAUUACAUUGGGUUUAAAAGAAAUACAUAAUAAAAUAAAAAAAUUAGAUAAUUUACUAAAAGAUUGUGUUACUACUUUUUUUAAACAAUAUAUAAUAAAUUAUGAAAGGAAAAGUAAUAUAAAUUUAUUAUCAUUUUUUAAAUAUAAUUUUAAAAAAGCAUAUAUAUUAGAAAUGUUAGAAAAAUAUGAUGAGAGUAUGAAAAUAUAUGUAAAUAUAUGUAAAGUAUUUUAUGAACAUAUUGGUAAUAAUAUUUUUUCAGAUUUAUUACAAUAUUUUAAUUAUGUUAUAUUUUUUAAUUGUGUAAGUAUACGUAUGAUAUAUAUAUAUUUGUAUUUUAAAGAUAUUAAGAAAGCCAUACAUCAUAUAUAUACACAUAAUAAGAUAAUACAAUUAACAUUAAUGGAGAAUCAAUCUAUGACUAAUGAGGAACAUCAAAUGGUUCAAGAAUUUUUUAAUAUAUUUAAUAUAUAUAAUGAUAAGAAAGAAAAUAAAUUUUUUGUAAAUCAGAUAAAAUAUAAAAAAAAUGAUAAUAUUAAUAGUAAUAAUAAUAAUAAUAGUAAAAAUAAUAGUAAUAAUAAUAAUAAUAAUAAUAAUAGUAAUAAUAAUAAUUUUUGUUAUAAUGAUGAUGAAGAAAAAUUAUUAUUAUUAUCAUAUAUAAAUAAAUUAAAAGAAAAGAAUUUAGAUAUCUUAUUAUUAUUAUAUAAUAAGAUAUUAAAAGAAUAUUUAUAUUAUAAUUUACUUUCUUGUGUGUAUUUUUAUUUUUAUCGAAUUAUUAAAAAUUUUCAAAUAUAUAUACAAGAUAUAGUACUCUAUGGUAUAUAUUGUUGUUUUUUUAUAUAUAACAAAAUAAAAGCUGUUAAAAAAAAAGACAACCUUAUAGAAAAUUUCCCACAUUCUUAUAUAAUAUAUUUUAAAAUGGAUAGUAUUUCCUUUUUAUAUGAUUUUAUAUUAAAUUUUUUGAUUGAAUUAUAUCGUAUAAUAAAGAUAAACCAAAUAAAUAGUUUAUCAUUAAUAAUUUUAUAUUUUUUAUGUACUAUAUAUUAUGAGCAGAAAAAAUAUUUAUUUUGUGCCUUCUUACUUUUACAAUUUUUUACACACCCGAAAGAUGAUUUUAUAUUAAACUGGUUGGACGUGCAAUAUUUAAAAGAAGAGAAAUAUGACGAGGAGGAAUUCCUGUGUAGUCUGAGGAGGUUGAAGUUGGAUAUUGAAUAUAUAAGAGAAAGGAAUAGUGUCGCUUAUGAACCACUGUUAUACUUACUUUUAAAUUCAUUAGCUUUUGUGCUAUAUCAUGAGAAUAUAAAAGUAGAUGUGGAGGAUGGUCAGAAGGAGUUGGAAUUUUUUAAUGUGGAUAAGAAAGAAUAUGAAAGAUUAUUUGUUGAGAUAUGUUUUGUUUACUUGAAUAUAUUAAUUAAGAAUAAGAAAAAUAAUGAGAGAGAAGAUUUUAUAAAAUUUUUGAGUAAUUAUUUUGAUAUGGUGAAUUAUAAUUUAUAUAUGAAUAAUGAUAUUAAUUUAUCACUUUGUAAUAUAAAUGUAGAUAUGUUUUAUAUAUUUUUUGAUAAUAAUAAUAAUAAUAAUAUUAAUAGUAAUAAUUUGUAUGCCUUUUUUGAAAUAAAGGAUAUAUUUUUAAAUGAACAUGGUCAUAAUAAUUUUAUAUAUUUGCCUUUUUUUGUUAUUUCAAUAAAUGAUGAUAAAAAAUAUUUUACCUACCAAAUUGAUGAUGCAUUUGAAGAUAUGAUGUUUUUUUUUUGUAUUAAUACAAAUGAAGAGGAUAUGAUUAAUAAACUUAAUUUGGAUAUACAAAAUGUUAAGAAUAAAAAUAUAAAUGAUAAUAUUCAAAAUAAUGAUUCUUAUGUAUGUAAAUUUAUGAAUAGAAAAAAAAAAAAAAAAAGUGUUGUAAGUUUUAUUAUUUCAGAAUGGAAAAAUGAAAUGAAUAUUGAUUAUUUCGACUUAUAUCUUUUUAUAUUUAAUCAAAUUAUAAGAAUUCGUAUUGAUAAAAUAUCUGUUUAUCAUUGUAAGAGGAAAUACAUGGAAUUAUAUAAUGCUCAGAAUAAAAAUGUGGUUACUAAAAAUGAAUAUGACGACAGUUUGUGUGUUCACAAUGUUGAUGUUAAUAGUAUGUAUGAUGUCUCAUGCAAGGAAAACACUCAUGAGAGUAAUAAUAAUAUGAUAAAUUAUGAGAAAGAAAUAAAACAGUCUGAUCAUAAAUGUUCUUUUGUUCCUAUACAUAACACACUUAAUAAAAAUGAUAUAAAUAGCUUGGAUGAAGAAAAAAAAAUCUUCCCAAUAAAAAAUAUGAAUUGCUUAACAAAAAAUAAAUUUGAUUAUUAUAAGUUAAAGGAUGGAAUAUAUAUGAAUAAAUAUGAGAAUAAAAUAAUUUAUAAUAAGGAUAAAUAUUUAUAUAAAAUGUCAUUAUUGAAGUAUAUUAAUUAUUAUAUAUAUUCAAGAAAUGAUAAAUUAUAUUUGAAUGAAUAUAAUAUAUCAUAUAUAUUUAUUAAGUAUUCAACUUAUAUUAAAAAUUUUGAGUUAAAUUUUUCUUAUAUCAUAGAUGAUAUUGAUCAUGUUGACUUUUAUUUAUUGAGCAAUGAGGAAAACGUGAUAAGUAUACAUAAAAUUAAAAACAGACAAAAUAUAACAUUAAGAGGAAAGAAAGAUAUAUAUAAAUGGUAUAAUAAUGAUAAUGAAACUGUUUUAAAUAAUGAAAAAAAAGAAAAAUAUAAUAUGGAAAAAAUAAAAAAAAAUUAUAUUUACAUGGAUGAUGAUAAUCAAACGGAGGAGAUAUCAGAUUGUGAUAGUAGUCUAAGUAGUGAUAAGGAAGAAUAUAAUUCUUAUAGUGAUGAUAAUAAUAUGAAUAAUAUGAAUAAUAUGAAUAAUAAGAAUAAUAUGAAUAAUAUGAAUAAUAAGAAUAAUAUGAAUAAUAUGAAUAAUAUGAAUAAUAUCAAUAAUAUGAAUAAUAUGAAUAAUAUCAAUAUUAUCAACAAUAACAGUAAUAACAAUUAUUUUAAUACAAAAGAGGAAUUACAAAUUAGUGAGAACUUUUACAAACUGAUACAUAAAAAUGUAAACAACAAUAUGGAUGAUGAGAAGGAAACUUUGUUUGAUGAGAAUAUAUUUUUUUUUGAAAUUAAAGGAGAUAAAAAAAUGAAGAAUAAUAUAAAAAACUCAUGUGUGAAAAAAAUAUACGGUCGUAGUAAUUUUAAUAAUAACUGUUAUAUGUUAUAUGAACAAAGGAAAAAUAAAAAAAUGAUGAAAAAAAGAAAUACAAAAGAUGAAAAGUAUGAAAACAAAAUUGGUUAUAAUGAUAAUAUAAAUCAUCCUAAUGGUUAUAUAAGUAAUACCUUAUUUUCAUUUUAUAAAGAUGAGAAAGAAAAAUUAUUAUGUAUACCUUUCAUUAUAAGACCGAGAGAAUUAAAAAAUGUUAAAAUAAGUUUUGAAUUUCUUUUCAAAAAUAUUUAUUUUAAGGAUGAGCUGAAAUAUAAUCUUAAUUAUUUUGUGGAGCCUUCUCUAAUAACAAUGGUGACAAGAAUGAAUUUGAGAAAGGAUGAUGAAGAGGAGAAUUAUAUGAUUCAUAAUGAUAGAGAAAAUAAUAUACAAGAAGAAAUUAUAACACAUAAUAAUGAUACUAUUAAAGAGAAUAUAUAUAAUGAUUUAUUAGAUAAAGAUUUGUUUUUUUUCAUAUCAUAUUAUAUAUAUAUACAUAAUAAUAAUAUAAAUAGAAUUCACCUUGUUGAUAUUGAAAAUAUAACAAGAGAUAAUAUUAUAAAAAUGGAAUAUAAAAAUACUUAUUGUGAUUUUCUUAGAACUAAUAAAAAAUAUUUGAAUAUUAAAUAUCAAUUAAAUUAUGGAAGUUUUUUUUUUCCUUUUAAUAUAAUAUUUAAGAAAUUAAUUUUUACAAAUUUCAUUAAGUUACCAUAUGAAGAUUAUAUAGAAAAUAUAAAUAAUAAAAUGAAUAUACAAAACGAACAUAAGAAAAGUAAAAUAAAAAUAGAUUUAAUAUAUUCAAAAAUUGUAAAAUAUAAUGAAUUAUUUACUAUCCAAGCUGUUAUAACAAAUCAGACAAAUAUAACUGAGGAGAUUAUUAUAUUUUUAUAUGACUUACCAAAAGAAAAAGUAAAAAAAAAAAAAAAAAAAAAAUUAGCUAGCCAAAAUGAGGUAAAAAGAAAAAGUCAAAUGAUUAUUAAUAAAUAUGAUGAAAAAAAAAUAUAUGAAUUUAAUGAAAUAAAUAAAAAUAAUGAUAAUAUAAAUAAUGAUAAUACAAAUUAUGAUAAUAUAAAUUAUGAUAAUAUAAAUUAUGAUAAUAUAAAUUAUGAUAAUAUAAAUCAUGAUAAUAUAAAUCAUGAUAAUAUAUAUAAUGCCAACAUAAAUAAUACUCUUUUUAAUAUUCCUGAUUAUGAAUCGUCAUCAUAUGAUUAUACUUCAUCAUCUUAUUCUUCAUACAACAUGGAAAAUUUAAUAAACCAAGAUGAAUAUCUUUUGGAUGAUGAAAAUGUUGAUGUCACAAGAAAUGAUUUACAAAUGAAUAAUAUAUUAAAUAAUGUUUCACAAAAAAAAUAUAUCAUAUCAGGAAUUCGAAGUAUGAAAAAUAUUUUGUUACCAUAUCAGACCUUACAUAUUGAUUGGUCUUUCAUACCACUUACAUAUGGACAUAUAACACUACCUAAUAUUUUAAUAAAAAGAAAAACAAAAGUAAAAAAUAAUGUUAAUGUAUUUGCUUCAAAGGAUAUUCAAAUAAUAGUCAUAUGA
Messenger RNA from Plasmodium gaboni, 5601 nucleotides. RefSeq names its product putative membrane protein. Lineage: Eukaryota; Apicomplexa; Aconoidasida; Haemosporida; Plasmodiidae. The coding region runs from base 1 to 5601 and encodes 1866 amino acids. The record is from RefSeq and is a predicted model, not a curated record. The transcript has 2 exons.